UUUAAGUCCUUCAUUUCAUCUCUGGCCUUUGCAAAACAGAUCUGCCGCAUCCGUCACUCUUCCAUCUGCCGCUGCCGUUCGUUGCCCCUGCCGCUUCCGCCGCUUGCCGUGCUCUUCCUCUCCUCUCCGCUGAUCCUCUCCUCUUAUCUGCACCGAACCGCUGCUUCUCUCCUCUCCUCUUCUCCGCUGCCGCCGCCUGCUCUAUAACAAGUUUAUAAAUGGGGACCCUAGGCAGAGCAAUAUACUCCGUCGGGUUCUGGAUUCGUGAAUCUGGCCAAGCUCUUGAUCGUCUCGGCUGCCGUCUGCAAGGAAACUACUACUUCCAGGAAAAAUUGUCUAGGCAUCGCACUCUGAUGAAUGUAUUUGACAAAGUACCUGUGGUUGAUAAUGAUGCAUUUGUGGCUCCUAGUGCUUCAAUCAUUGGGGAUGUUCAAGUUGGUAGAGGAUCUUCUAUUUGGUAUGGUUGUGUUUUGAGAGGUGAUGUGAACAGUAUUAGUGUUGGAUCCGGAACUAACAUACAAGACAACUCCCUUGUGCAUGUGGCAAAGUCUAAUCUAAGUGGGAAGGUACUGCCAACUAUAGUUGGGAACAAUGUUACUGUAGGCCAUAGUGCUGUUCUCCAUGGCUGUACGGUUGAAGAUGAGGCUUUUGUUGGUAUGGGAGCAACACUUCUUGAUGGUGUUGUUGUUGAGAAAAAUGCCAUGGUGGCUGCUGGUGCCCUUGUAAGGCAGAACACAAAGAUACCCGCAGGAGAGGUGUGGGGAGGCAAUCCUGCAAAAUUUCUCAGGAAGCUAACUGAUGAAGAGAUAGCCUUUAUCACACAGUCAGCCAUCAAUUAUUCUAAUCUUGCACAGGUUCACGCUGCUGAGAAUGCUAAGCCUUUUGAUGAGAUCGAGUUUGAGAAGGUGCUUCGCAAGAAGUUUGCACAUCGGGAUGAAGAAUAUGACUCAAUGUUGGGUGUUGUUCGUGAAACCCCGCCUGAACUUAUUCUUCCAGAUAAUGUCCUACCAGAUAAAGCACCCAAGGCAGCUUAAGGUAUUUUCUUGAGGUGUUUUUUCCUAAUUUGAAAUUUCAGAUGUGACUUGUGAGAAAUAUUAUUGGUUUGCGCAAAUAUACGAAGAAGGGGCACUCUCUUUUGCAAUAAUACUAGACAUAUUUUAGGGAAGAAUUAUGUCUCCUUUUUAGAUUUUUGCUCGGGUUCUUGUUUUAGAACAUAUUUAUUCUAUGGGAGAAGUUAAUGCCAUAAAAGCACGAACUUUUUGAUGUUUA
Messenger RNA from Mercurialis annua (annual mercury), 1269 nucleotides. RefSeq names its product gamma carbonic anhydrase 1, mitochondrial-like. The transcript is spliced from 6 exons. The record is from RefSeq and is a predicted model, not a curated record. NCBI's taxonomy places the organism in Eukaryota, Viridiplantae, Streptophyta, Magnoliopsida, Malpighiales, Euphorbiaceae. The coding region runs from base 219 to 1034 and encodes 271 amino acids.